GGGCCAAAUCACGAGGGGAAUUUCCGGCUAGGGUUUCGCGGAUCGAGAGGGGGAGAGGAGGGCGGCUAGGGUUUCGGGUCGAGGUGGGCGGCGGAGGGCCCCGGCAUGGCCUCGCCGGCUGCGGCCGCGGCGGCGGAGGAGGCGGGGGAGGGGCCGGUGACGGGGGACAUGGUGAGCGCGGGGUUCGCGGAGCUGGAGCGCCAGCAGCAGCUGCUGGCCACCUGCACGCGCCUCUACCAGCAGCUGGCCGACCACUUCGGCUCGCUCGAGCGCGGGCUGGCGGCGCGCUCCGACGCGCUGCGCGCCCGCCGCCGCGCCUUCGACGCGCGCACCCACCGCGCGCUCGACGCGCUCCACCGCAGGGAGGCCUCCAUCGACGGCUCCGUCUCGCGCGCGCUCGACCAACUCGGCUCCCUCCCCGCCGCCGGCGCGGAGGAGGGGGAGGCCGGCGGGCUCGCCGAGGGCCUGCGGGCGCUCUGCGCGCGGAUGGACUCCGCCGCGUUCCUGGGCUUCGUGGUCGCCCGCCGCAAGGAGGCCGACGCGCUGCGCGCUGAGAUGCCACCCGCCCUCAAGCUCUGCGUGGAUCCGGCCAAGUUCGUCAUGGACGCCGUCGUCCACGUGUUCCCCGUCGACCGCCGCGAGGUCCGGAGCCCGGCCGACCUGGCCUGGGCCUGCGUGCUCAUCCUCGAGGCGGCCGUGCCGGCGCUCGCCGACCCGGACCCGGAGAUCGGCUCCGCGCGCCCGCUCGUGCCGCGGGCCGCGCGGGAGCGCGCGCGGGGCAUGGCGCGGGAGUGGAAGGAGGCCGCGGAGAGGAAGGGCGGGGUGGAGGGCGCCAAGCCCCCCGACGCGCACGCCUUCCUGCAGCACGUGGCCACGUUUGCAGUCGCCGAGAGGGAGGACCGCCCGCUGUACCGCAGGAUUGUGGUCAGCUUCUCCUGGCGCCGGCAGAUGCCGCGCCUCGCGCUCACCCUCGGCCUCGAGGAAGAAAUGGCAGAUAUCAUUGAGGAGCUAAUUGCUAAGAGGCAGCAGCUUGAUGCUGUGAAUUUCGCAUACGAGGCUGGUCUUCAGGACAAGUUCCCUCCAGUUCCUCUUCUGAAGUCCUACCUGGAAGAUUCUAAGAAGACAUCAUGUGUUGCUUCAGAUAAUUCAAGCACUAGCAGUGGCCAAUCAGGGAGCAAUGUGAACAAGAAAGAGCAGUCUGCGCUGCGAGCUGUUAUAAAGUGUGUUGAGGACCGCAAACUGGAAGCUGAGUUUCCACUGGAGGAUCUCCGGAAGCAGCUCGAAGAACUGGAGAAGGCCAAGACUGAGAAGAAAAAGGCAGCAUCAAGUGCUACCAGUGGCGGCAGCAGCGGCCCUGCAACCAAGCGUAUACGUGCAAGCAAUGGAGGCCCAAUGCCUCCUGCCAAGGCAGGUCGUCUAACUAACAAUGCAUCUGUGUCUUCUUUCCCAGCACCCACCACAUUUGCCCGCUCUCCUUCCCAUACCUCAUACGCCACCACUUCCCCUUCCCACACUUCAUACGCCACCACUUCCCCUUCCUACACCUCAUAUGCCACCACUUCCCCUUCGCACACCUCAUAUGCCACCGCCUCCCCUUCCCAUGCAUCAUACGCCACUGCCUCCCCCUCCCAUGCAUCAUAUGCCACUGCUUCGCCUUACCCUUAUGACAGGCCCGCUGGUCAUGGCCUUUACUGCAACCGGAGCCCACCGGCUAUCAGGGAGGCAUAUGUUUACCCAGCUGAGGAGGUAGCUAGUGUCAAUGUCGGCAUUGCGAUGCCAUACUCCACACCACCCAUGAGCUACCCUGCCCCCUAUGGUGGGUAUGCCAAUGGUAUGGCAGCUUAUAACAAUGGAAUGGCUCCUGCCUUCCACCAGGCUUACUACCGGUAGGUUCAGUCAGAAAAAAAAAGUCGCUGAUGAAUGACAUGACAACAACUAAUGAUGCCAACGACUCAAUCGCGCAAUGGCCCUAUUUUGUAGUGACUGACUACAACGGUAGAUUGGUAUCUCAGCUCAUAUGUUCUUACCACCACUACUACUAGUAGGUGUGUUGUGUUGUAUUAGCGCUCGUCUCAUCCUAGAACACUACUUUUUACUACUAAGGAACCUGGAUGUAAAUUAUGUAUGCUACCAGCGAGACUCUCUUUAUCGCCUUAUGUAAUUCUAUUUGGAACUAAGAAAAAACCAAAAAAAAAAUCAGCAUGUAAUCCUUAUGAAACACUGGAUUUACCGAGGAUUUAAUUAAAGGAGUUGUAGUUUAUC
Molecule: messenger RNA, 2262 nt
Organism: Panicum virgatum (switchgrass)
Lineage: Eukaryota; Viridiplantae; Streptophyta; Magnoliopsida; Poales; Poaceae
Product: FRIGIDA-like protein 4b
Exons: 3
Coding region: 106-1890 (594 amino acids)
Source: RefSeq, a predicted model, not a curated record